AUGUAUUUCCUGCUUUGUCAUCUGUCAUUGGCUGAAGUUGUCUUCACUACUAAUAUCGUCCCCAACAUGUUGAAUACCGUCUUAUGUGAUGGUGGAUUUAUUGCUCUUGAAGGUUGUGUAACUCAAUAUUACAUGUUUUCUUCUUCUACAACGGCAGAAUGUCUCUUGCUCUCCAUGAUGUCUUACGACCGAUUUAUGGCCAUCUGUUACCCCUUGCAUUAUUCCGCUCUGAUGACCCAGAAGUUGUGUAUACUACUAGUUUGCAGUUCUUGGCUCACUGGGGCCAUAAUGUCAUUGCCCGCGGCCAUCCUUAUAAGUAUGUUGGAGUUCUGUCUUCCAAACAUUAUUGACCAUUUUUUCUGUGACCUUUCCCCAAUACUUAAGAUGGCGUGCUCCGAUACCACAUUUCUAGAACUUGAAGAUCUUAUUUUGUCUUUUCCCAUUUUAGUUUUUCCUUUUAUAUUUAUUGCUGUAACCUACAUCCAAAUCAUCUUCACCAUCUGCAGAAUUCCUUCCUCCAGUGGCAAACAGAAAGCAUUCUCCACUUGCAGUUCCCACCUCCUCGUGGUGUGUAUUUAUUAUGGGACGCUUAUCAUUGUCUACAUGACUCCAUUAGCAGACAAUAUAAUCAGUAAGAUCCUAGCUCUCUCGUAUACAGUUCUAACUCCACUUCUCAACCCAGUGAUAUAUAGUCUUAGAAAUAAGGAAAUAAGAGAUUCCAUAAAGAAACUGAGGAGGCUGUGGUAA
This is a messenger RNA of Nanorana parkeri, 747 nucleotides long. RefSeq names its product olfactory receptor 10A7-like. The coding region runs from base 1 to 747 and encodes 248 amino acids. Gene Ontology annotation, molecular function: olfactory receptor activity; G protein-coupled receptor activity. Gene Ontology annotation, biological process: G protein-coupled receptor signaling pathway. NCBI's taxonomy places the organism in Eukaryota, Metazoa, Chordata, Amphibia, Anura, Dicroglossidae. The transcript has a single exon. The record is from RefSeq and is a predicted model, not a curated record. Gene Ontology annotation, cellular component: membrane.